Molecule: messenger RNA, 2717 nt
Organism: Lingula anatina
Lineage: Eukaryota; Metazoa; Brachiopoda; Lingulata; Lingulida; Lingulidae
Biological process (GO): protein dephosphorylation
Cellular component (GO): protein phosphatase type 2A complex; nucleus; cytosol
Molecular function (GO): protein binding; protein phosphatase regulator activity
Source: RefSeq, a predicted model, not a curated record
UUGCGAUAUCCAAGGGGAAACCCCGCACUUCCUACAACUAUUCAAAAUGGCUGCUAGCGAAACAACCGGCGAUGACUCCCUGUACCCAAUUGCCGUGCUGAUUGACGAGUUGAGGAAUGAAGAUGUACAGCUUCGACUGAACAGUAUCAAGAAAUUAUCAACAAUUGCCCUAGCUUUAGGAGUUGAAAGAACAAGAAGUGAACUCAUACCUUUCUUAGCAGAUACUAUAUAUGAUGAAGAUGAAGUGCUACUAGCUCUGGCAGAGCAACUAGGCAGUUUUACUCCCCUGGUUGGAGGAAAUGACUUUGUCCACUGUUUGCUGCCCCCCUUGGAGAGCCUGGCCACUGUGGAGGAGACAGUAGUUAGAGACAAAGCUGUGGACUCCCUCAGAGCCAUAGCAGCACAGCACUCGCAGUCUGAUCUGGAGAAUCAUUUUGUACCUUUAGUAAAAAGAUUAUCAGGAGGUGACUGGUUCACUUCGAGGACAUCAGCCUGUGGACUGUUUAGUGUAUGUUACCAGAGAGUAUCUGCUGGCGUUAAGGCAGAGUUGAGGCAACAUUUCCGUAACUUGUGUAGCGAUGACACCCCAAUGGUACGCCGUGCUGCAGCAAGCAAAUUGGGCGAGUUUGCCAAGGUGGUGGAAAUCGAAUACCUCAAGUCUGACCUUAUCCCUUUAUUCACUGCACUGGCCCAGGACGAACAGGUAUUUAAUGAUUCGGUGCGCCUGCUGGCUGUGGAGGCCUGUGUGUCCAUAGCGUCGCUGCUGCCUCAUUCUGACACAGAGCAGUUGGUGAUGCCGACCCUGAGGUCUGCCGCGGAGGACAAGUCAUGGAGAGUUAGAUAUAUGGUGGCAGACAAAUUCACAGAGCUGCAGCAUGCAGUUGGGCCAGAGAUCACCAAGGCAGACCUGGUGCCAGCUUUCCAGAGCUUACUGAAAGAUGUGGAGGCAGAGGUCAGGGCUGCAUCAGCACAUAAAGUUAAAGAAUUUUGCCAAGAUUUAGACCCAUCAGUUCGUGAGACUGUCAUAAUGACCAACAUCCUGCCUUGUGUGAAAGAACUGGUCCUGGACACCAACCAACACGUCAAGUCUGCACUCGCCUCUGUCAUCAUGGGGCUUUCACCCAUUUUAGGCAAAGACAACACCAUAGAGCACUUGUUACCGCUGUUCCUGACUCAGUUGAAAGAUGAGUGUCCUGAAGUCCGGCUCAACAUUAUCUCAAACUUGGACUGUGUUAAUGAGGUUAUAGGUAUCAAGCAACUCUCCCAGAGCCUACUGCCUGCCAUCGUAGAGCUGGCGGAGGACACCAAGUGGAGAGUGCGCCUGGCUAUUAUAGAGUACAUGCCCCUGCUGGCAGGACAGCUGGGCGUAGAAUUUUUUGAUGAAAAAUUGAACAAUCUGUGCAUGACCUGGCUAGUUGAUCACGUUUUUGCAAUUAGAGAAGCUGCGGCUCUUAAUUUAAAGAAAUUAGUUGAAAAAUUUGGCACAGAAUGGGCCUCUAAUAUGGUGGUGCCAAAAGUUAUCCAGAUGAGUCGAGACCAGAAUUAUCUGCACAGACUUACAUGCUUAUUAUGUAUAAAUGUCUUAGCUGAUGCCUGUGGGUGUGAGUUGACAGUGAAGACCAUGCUGCCCACAGUGAUAGGCAUGUGCACAGACAACGUACCAAAUGUUAGAUUCAAUGUAGCCAAGACCUUGCAGAAGCUGGGCCCACUUUUCGAUCAAAACACAAUUCAACAGCAGGUGAAACCAAACCUAGAAAAAUUACGCCAGGAUCCAGACGGAGAUGUCCAGUAUUUCUCACAGGAGGCAUUAGAAGACCCAUGCUAUCGCUCUGCAUUCGGGCUGUAGGGGCAUUAGUAGUGCAGCUAUGUAGAAUGAAAUGUGAUCUGUUUUGAAGAUUGUGUGAGAAGACCAAUGGGUUCAAUUCAAUAGACUUUCAACAAACUUAAUAAUACAGGAUUGAUAUGGAGAUUCUCCCCUAGAAUUUCAUCAAAAAAUAGUAGUGAAAGCCUAUGAUUAUUUUAAAGAUGUCAGUUUGUGCGAGAACUCUGAAAUAUGCACAGUGAAGAACAAGCCAAAAAUUGAUGAUAUUUCCACAAUUGAAAAAAAACUUCUGUAGAAUUGUAUCCAGUGCUGAUGUACAUUGAGGAACAAUGCAGUAUUGCUUUUAUGUUUAUUUAUGUCUACUGUGAGAUCAAUGGGGAACGUGACUGUCAGCGACACAUCUUCAGGGGAAUUCCUCCUAAGUAAAAUAUACUGCACAAAUGCUGAUGAUGGUUUGCUAUGGAGUAAGAAGACUUCUGGCUAAUUGUGUGUGGUGAUCGGUGGUGAUCAGUAAAGAUUUGAGGAACUAUGCCUUUGAUGAUCCAUUUGUAUUUAACUGGAUCUGUUAUUUUUAUUACCUGUUGGUACAGGUGUAUGAGGCGUAGAUUAAAUCUUCCUUUGAUUUUUUUGCAAAUAAGCCAUUUUUGCCGCUAGUUCGAUUAACAUCCAAGACAUGAUAACGUUUUUCUAUAGAUUAAAGAUGUUUACACUAUCUGAAUUAAAAAAAAAAAAAAAGCCACGUUUCAAUGAUAAUUUUAAAAAUCUACAUCUACAUCUGUCCAAAAAAAUGGAUCUCUUUUUUUUUUUUUAAGAAAAGGAAGUUCCCCAAGUAAUGGAGCUUACAAGUGCGUAAUUGUAAAGUAUAAGAAUAAAUGUAUGUACAUUAUUGCAAUUA